Messenger RNA from Octopus sinensis (East Asian common octopus), 4138 nucleotides. RefSeq names its product RRP12-like protein. The transcript has 34 exons. The record is from RefSeq and is a predicted model, not a curated record. Bases 147 to 4070 code for a protein of 1307 amino acids. Lineage: Eukaryota; Metazoa; Mollusca; Cephalopoda; Octopoda; Octopodidae.
CCUGUCUGAAUAUAUAUAUCCUCCAGACACGUGCUACCACGAACCUGAAUGUAGAAUCCUUUAUACACACACACACACACAUAACAGCUAUGUAUCGAUGUGUUUAGACUUUAUUUUUAUUAAAACAGUAACAGUUAGAAUAUAAGAUGCAUCCUUUAAAGAGGAAGAAGAGCAAAAGGACCCACGGAGUCACGGCAAAGCGAAAUGCUGCUCGCUGGAAACGUGGACAGAGUUGUACAAGCAACCCGACUUUCAGAGAACAUCGCGACAGAGUCGGACAGGGCUACACAAAAGGUAACAGUGGAUUAACGGAAGCUGCCGUUGCCAAAUUGAAUGCCGCCAACAGCUGCAGAAUGGAUAUUACUGAUAAUGAUAAUGCCAGCAUUGGGAAAUCCACUUAUCAGACAUUUGUCACAAACUUCACUGAAUGUACAAAUACAACGUUUGGAAAUGUGCACAGGUUGAGGGCAAACAGUGAUGCUGUCAGCAAAGAGAUUGCUGCCGUGCUUGCUGCUGUCACUGAAGUGAUCAAAGAAAACGAUGGUAAAGAAACGGACACUGAGUACUUUGCAGCUUUGGUCACGGCUCUUGACACAAUGGACAUUGAGGAUGGACUCACAGCCACACUUUAUCUUCUCGGUGUUGUGAUCAGCAAGGUCCCUGAUGCUGUCCUCAUCAACCGAUUCUCCGAAGUAUCCAAGAAAUUGCUGGACAUCCUUGUCAAACAUUCUGAUGGUGACAAUACAUCAAUGGUUAAAUCUCUGCUGCGUUGUUUAUCAUAUUUGCUGUGUGCACAGACUGCAUCAGUGUGGGAGCUGUCAUCUACCCAACAGAUCUAUCUUAGUGUGUUGGCCUUUAUUACCCACAAGAAGCCAAAGAUACGAAAGCUGUCACAUGAAUGUGUUGAGAAGAUUCUGAAGAAGAGUGCCAUAAUGAAGUCUGACAAACCUCCCAAUUGCCAUCCUAUGGCGCCUCCCACUGCAAAGCAUUGCAUUAAGAAAAUUGAAGAGUCUGGUGGUGGCUCUGAUGCCGUCAGCACCCUUCAUGUCCUGAUGCUGGUCAAGCAAAUCUUUCCUGUCCUGGCUCAAAGUGACAUCCAGGCCUUGUGCGAAGCUAUCCUGAAGGUCAUGACCCUUGCCACACCGUUGGUCGUGGCUUGCUCCAUGCAGUGUCUUUAUGGAUUGGUCAGUGUCGAUCCGAGUUUGGGGAAUCUCGGAAGCCACCUCAAUGCUCAGCUAAUCACAGCUCUGUAUGAUUACCAGCCAUUAAUGACCGAUGUUCAGCCGUCCUGUGCUUGGAUGACUGUUAUGGAGAAGUCUAUUAUUAAUCUGUGCAAGCAAGACAUUGAGUUGGGCCAAAACCAUCUUCCAAAACUGGUCUCCACAUCCAUGAAGUACCUCCUGGUGGAAAACCCUGAUGUGCAACAGACUGCAGCUGAUGCGUUACAGAACGUCUUCAAAGAAUGUGUCUCAAGACUUGUUGAGGCAAAGCCAUCAUCUUCCACGACAGACAAAGAGAACGUUAACCCAUCUUUGCAACAGGUUGUCAAAACAGCAUCCACUGGAUUGAACUAUCAAUACCACACUGCCUGGAAACAUAUUAUUUCUGUGUUGACUGUCAUGUUAGAGGUUGCUGGAGGUCAUUAUCCAGAUUUAAUGAAGCCAGCUCUUAGCUCUUUGUCCAACAUGCGUGACUCCCCUGACUUCAAGUUCAAUUCUGAAAUAGACCAGGCUAUUGGCAGCGCUAUCAAAUACAUGGGUCCAAAGAACGUAUUGGAGAUCAUACCACUACAAGUGACAGGUGAUGGUCGUGAUCUCGAUUUCCCACGCAGUUGGCUGGUCCCAGUUUUGAAGAAAUACAUUUCAAACACGGAACUGGAAUUCUUCCGGACAUACUUCAUGCCGCUCUCAAAGAAACUGCAGGAUAAAAGUAUCCAAUAUGAAGCUGAAGGAAAUACUGUAGCUGCUAAGACAUAUGGCACUCUUGUGGUACAGUUCUGGAGUCUACUGCCCAGUUUCUGCAACAACCCUACAGACUUAAAAACGUCCUUUAGAAAUAUUGCCCGUUCUCUUGGCAGUGUUGUAAACGAUAGGCCUCAACUGCGGACACCUGUACUCUCUUCCUUGCGUAAGCUGAUCUACACCAACCUUGAGAACGAGGAAAACCGUAAUGAACUGGCUCACUUUGCCAAGAACUUCCUCCCCAUCUUGUUUAAUCUCUACACCCAGUUCUCUGCCGACGAUAGCAAAGACCCAUUGCGUUUGACCAUCUUUGAGACCGCCAGAGCCUACAUUCGGAUUACCCCAACUCAGCUUCUUCAACAAUAUAUCGACACAUCCAUGAAACAGAUUGAAGAAAAAAAUGAUGUCCAAAGGUGUAUCCUGCUUGAUCUCUGCAUCUUAAUGGCAUCAUCAGCAAACAAUGACCAGGUGAAGUCUCUCUUCCAGUUGGCAUCAUCAAACUUAAAGUCCUCCUAUCAUAGCCUCCAGAAGAAAUGCUAUCGUCUCUUGGAGGAGAUCUUUGGAAACCCUUCCGAAGCUUCUGUGCAGUUUGUGAAUCAAGAAUUGACCCCCAUCAAGGAAUUGCUGGUCACUUCUCUCUCCACCUCAGCUUUAUCCUCAAAAGGACCACGUUUGCGAUGUCUGCUCCAUGUGGUGAAAAAGUUGGAAAAAAGUGAGAUGGAUUUUAUCCAAUCAAUCAUCCCUGAGGCCAUUCUCUGUACACGUGAAACGGGAUCCCGAGCCAGGCGUGCUGCUUACACUCUCUUGACAGAAUUGGCUUCUACAAUGAUCCGAUGUGCUGAUAAAGAUGCUGAACAAUCAACCAUCCUGACACAAUAUUUCCAUCUAUUAUUUGCUGGUCUCGGUGGAACUCCAGUUUUUAUCUGUGCCUCCCUGCAGUCCUUAUCCUGCGUCAUUUUUGAUUUCAAAGAUGAUGUGACUCCAGACCUCAUAGAAAACUUUGUGGAGCAUUGCUGUGUACUGCUAAUGUCAAGGACACACGAGAUUGUGAAGGCAACACUUAGCUAUUUGCAGGUGUUACUCACCUGUUUCUCUGACUUGCAGCUGGGGCCUUACCUGGAAAAAAUAAUGUCCACCUUGGUAGUGAUGAAAGAUGGAGCCAAGCAACACUUCCGCUUCAAGACAAAAAUGGUUUAUACAAAACUGAUCCGCAGAUUCGGGUACAAGGCGAUCUACGACCUUUCAUCGGACAGUAUCCGGAAGGUGUUGACAAACAUCCAGAAGUUAAAGAAGAACAAGAAGAAGAAGAAAGAACAGAGUGGCGAGGUGGAGGAUGAUAAGACAGAAGAGAAAGACGUGGCUGCUCCAGCUCAGAGCAUCGAAGACAUUCUGACCGCUUUUGACUCCGACAAUGAAGAGGACGAUGACAACAGUAGCAAGAAGAAGAAGAAGAAAAAGAAAAAGAAAGGUGACAAAUCUAAAGAGGAGACGACGACGGCAUCUGGUGCGGCAUGGCUGAAGGAGAACACUGACGAUAACAUAACGGAUUUCAUGGACGUCAGUGCUGCAAGAAGCAUAAGCACGACCAAACCCUCCAAACCUGGGAAAUCUCAACAGACAAGCCGGUCGUCAUCCAAAUUUGACCUUGCCCCUGAUGGCCGAUUGCUCAUUAAUCAAGAAGACGAUGAUGAUGAAAAAGAUGCUGGUUCCAGUGACGGUGAAGAUAGUGCAGAAGAAGUUCUUAAAUCUAUGGCAUCUAAAAUGAAGUCUGAUCAGAGCAGGAAACGGAAGCGUCCUAGCGCAGAUGAUACCGAACACAGUGAAUCCAAAUAUGUCGCUGGUGGCCAUGGUAUUCAUCGGCCGAAGGCAUCAGCCAGCAAAAGACAAGAGCCGGUCGUGAAUCUUGGAUCUGAAUACAAAUCAAAGAAGGCAGGAGGCGAUGUGAAGCGACAAGGCAAGCCAGACCCAUAUGCUUACAUCCAACUCAAACACACAGACCUCAAUAAAAGAAAACGUUCUAAAGUGAAGGGCAAGUUCAAAGGUUUGUUGGAUGGUGCAAAGAAGGGAGCAACAAAGGGUUUAAAAUUGAAGUCAAAAGGUCGCAAAUGAUCAAAACUGGAGAUUGUGUAUACAAUCAAAUAUAUAUAUAUAAAUAUAUAAUCUUAUUAUUGCAGUUU